Tripterygium wilfordii is the source of this 2632-nucleotide messenger RNA. Its product is annotated as subtilisin-like protease SBT1.8. The transcript is spliced from 2 exons. Gene Ontology annotation, biological process: proteolysis. NCBI's taxonomy places the organism in Eukaryota, Viridiplantae, Streptophyta, Magnoliopsida, Celastrales, Celastraceae. The record is from RefSeq and is a predicted model, not a curated record. Gene Ontology annotation, molecular function: serine-type endopeptidase activity. Bases 109 to 2391 code for a protein of 760 amino acids.
UCUUUUCUUCUAAAUACCAUCUGACAGUACAACAUGCAUUAGCCAUUCUUCUUAUUCUUUUCUCAAACCAAUAAUCUCUCUCUCACGCACUCUCGCUUUUCCUCUGCCAUGGCUUCCAUGGCCUGCUUAUGGAUUCUCCUCCUGAUUCCGUCCUUCGCAACAGCAGCAAAACAGACCUACAUUGUCCACAUGAACUCCAAUUCCAUGCCCUCCUCCUUCGCUACCCAACACGACUGGUACAAAGCCUCCCUCCAGUCUAUUUCUUCUUCCUCUGGCCCUGACUCUGACUCCCUCAUCUACACCUACACCACCGCUUUCCAUGGCUUUGCCGCCUCCCUCGAUCUAGACCAGGCUGAGUUGCUUCGUCAAGACGAGUCCGUGAUUGGCAUCUACGAAGACACUAUCUACUCACUACACACUACGCGUACCCCUGAAUUCCUUGGCCUCAAUGCCGAUUUCGGACAGGGGUAUGGGCAUAACAGUCAGGAUCUCGAUAAAGCAUCUUAUGAUGUUAUAAUUGGAGUGCUUGAUACCGGUGUUUGGCCCGAGUCCAAGAGCUUUGAGGACUCAGGCAUGCCUCCAAUCCCAACUCGGUGGCUCGGAGAGUGUGAAACAGGAUCUGAUUUUACUUCCUCUGCUUGCAAUAAGAAACUCAUUGGGGCUCGAAGCUUCUCCAAGGGGUUCCACAUGGCGUACGGUGGGAGGUCAACCGAGCCCAAAGAGACUGCCUCGCCUCGGGACCAGGACGGACACGGAACUCACACCGCCAGUACUGCUGCCGGUUCACCAGUCGCAAACGCGAGCCUGCUUGGAUAUGCUAACGGUAUUGCGCGUGGUAUGGCCAGUCACGCUCGCUUGGCCGCUUACAAGGUUUGCUGGAGCACUGGUUGCUUUGGGAGCGACAUUCUCGCUGGUAUGGAUCGGGCAAUUUUGGAUGGUGUUGAUGUGCUUUCCCUGUCUCUUGGAGGCGGGUCGGGUCCUUAUUAUCGCGACACGAUUGCAGUCGGAGCGUUCACGGCUAUGGAGAAGGGCAUUUUCGUCUCAUGCUCUGCUGGCAACAGUGGGCCUAACAGGGCCUCACUCGCCAAUGUUGCUCCAUGGAUCACAACUGUCGGAGCCGGAACUCUGGACCGAGAUUUUCCGGCUUAUGCUCUUCUCGGAAACAAAAACCGUUUAGCGGGGGUGUCGUUGUAUAGUGGUAAAGGAAUGGGGAACAGAGCGUUGGGGUUGGUUUACAGUAAGGGAAGCAGCAGUACAAGCAAUUUGUGCUUACCCGGUUCACUUGACCAGAAUCAGGUUCGUGGAAAAGUUGUGGUGUGCGACAGGGGAGUCAAUGCACGCGUUGAAAAGGGUUCUGUGGUACGUGAAGCAGGUGGAGUGGGGAUGAUUUUAGCGAACACUGCCGCUAGCGGUGAGGAAUUGGUGGCGGACAGUCACUUAGUACCGGCGGUGGCGGUUGGAAAGAAGGCCGGUGACAUAAUCAGAGGCUAUGUGAAAACAGACCCACAUCCGACUGCGUUGCUUUCAUUCGGUGGGACGGUUUUGAACGUUAGGCCGUCACCGGUGGUUGCGGCUUUCAGUUCUCGAGGUCCGAACAUGGUGAAUCCGCAGAUCUUGAAGCCGGAUCUGAUUGGGCCUGGAGUAAACAUCUUGGCUGGAUGGUCAGAGGCUAAAGGGCCCAGUGGGCUUGAUUCGGAUACUAGAAGAACUCUUUUCAAUAUCGUGUCAGGUACAUCAAUGUCAUGCCCGCACAUAAGUGGUUUAGCAGCGUUGCUCAAAGCCGCCCAUCCGGACUGGAGCCCAAGUGCAAUCAAAUCCGCACUCAUGACCACUGCCUACACCGUGGACAACACCAAAUCCCCACUCCGGGACGCUGCAGGCGGUGGUCUUUCCAAUCCAUGGGCGCAUGGAUCUGGCCAUGUUGAUCCACAGAAAGCUCUAUCUCCUGGCCUAGUAUACGACAUCUCCACAGAGGACUACAUUACAUUCUUGUGUUCCUUGGACUACACCGCUGAACAUGUUCAAAUCAUCGUCAAGCGCCCCAACAUAACCUGUUCGAAGAAAUUCAAGGACCCCGGACAACUCAACUAUCCAUCAUUCUCUGUUGUGUUUGAUAGGAAGAGAAUUGUGCGAUACACUCGCGUACUAACCAAUGUGGGUGCUGCUGGCGCUGUAUAUCAACUGGCCAUCACAAAGCCAUCGACAGUAGAUGUGCAAGUGAAGCCAACCACACUUGUUUUUAAGAGUGUAGGGCAGAAGCAGAGGUACACUGUGACUUUUGUAGCAAAGGCCAAUGCUACUUCAAGGCCUGAAUUUGGGUCAAUUGUUUGGAGCAAUGCCCUAAAUAGAGUUAGUAGCCCAGUUGCAUUUACAUGGUCAAGAGUUGUGUAGAGAGUGUGAGGUUGUUUUGGUCAAGAAAUGGGCCUUCCAAUGAUUGGACCUUUGCACCAAUUUGGUCAUAGAAAUUAAUGGCCGUAGGAGCCCACAAUUGAAGGAAGAAAGUGGGGGUGUGCUUUUUUUUUCUAUGAGAUUAUAGCUGUAGGAAGAACUAAGAAUUUAUAAUGUCAUUUUGCUUGCAAGCAAUUUCUGGAUAAUAUUAUCUCACUUCAAACAACUAUCAUUCAACAUUUUA